Gavia stellata (red-throated loon) is the source of this 843-nucleotide messenger RNA. It is a transcript of the gene RSPO3, whose product is annotated as R-spondin 3. The record is from RefSeq and is a predicted model, not a curated record. NCBI's taxonomy places the organism in Eukaryota, Metazoa, Chordata, Aves, Gaviiformes, Gaviidae. Bases 16 to 843 code for a protein of 275 amino acids. The transcript has 5 exons.
UCUCAAAGGGUUACUAUGCAAUUGCGACUGAUUUCUUGGUUUUUUAUCACUUUGAACUUUAUGGAAUACAUUGGCAGCCAGCACGCCUCCAGGGUACGGCGACAGGGAAGAAUGCAUCCUAAUGUGAGCCAGGGUUGCCAAGGAGGGUGUGCUACAUGUUCUGACUACAACGGAUGCCUGUCAUGUAAGCCCAGGCUCUUUUUUGUUCUGGAGAGGAUUGGCAUGAAACAGAUCGGAGUAUGUCUUUCCUCGUGUCCAAGCGGCUACUAUGGGACACGGUAUCCCGACAUUAAUAAGUGUGCAAAAUGUAAAGCUGACUGUGAUACCUGCUUCACCAGAAACUUCUGCACAAAGUGUAAAAGUGGGUUUUACUUAUACAGUGGAAAGUGCCUUGAAAAGUGCCCUGAUGGGCUGGAAGCCAACAAUCACACGAUGGAGUGCACUAGCAUUGUGCACUGUGAAGCUAGUGAGUGGAGCCCAUGGAGCCCUUGCACAAAGAAAGGAAAAACAUGUGGUUUCAAAAGAGGAAAUGAAGUAAGGGUCAGAGAGAUCGUACAGCAUCCGUCAGCAAGGGGCAAUCCUUGCCCAGCUACAAGCGAGAGCAGAAAAUGUAUUGUACAAAGAAAGAGAUGUCAGAAGGAAGGAAAAGGGAAAAAAAAUAGGGAGGAGAAAAGAAAAAAGUCCAACAAAGACGAAAGCAAGGAGGCAAGACAGGAAAGCAAAGGGCGAGCAGCCCGAAGACAGAACCGAGAACAGAGGGAAAACAAUAACAAAACGCAGCCGAAGAAAAGAAAAGCCCCAAAUAAAGAACAGAACCUGGCACCUGUCGACACUGCACAUUAA